AUGAGAUUUGUGCAAAAAAAAAGAUCAACCAAAUUGAUACAAUUGAUGAGUCCAUCAAUCGCCAUGCCACCAAAGAGCACCAAGGGUAAGGAACCAACUCUACUAAUAAACGGAGAGUCCGUUUUGGGAGAGAGAUGGUGUCCCAUCUAUGAAAAAGAUACUAAUUUUGAACUGAGUCAUUUCGAACAAGCGAUGCUUAAUAUAAUCAAACAACCAAACAUCAAUUCAACUGUAAUACUACGGGCCGAUAUUUUAAAGGAGAGGGUUUUUGAUCCAAAUGAAGGUGAAACUACAUUUAUCAGUAAAUUGAUAAAUACUGUGCCGGACGUGGAAUCAAAAGACCAGGGAAGUGAUGUUGUUUUGCUACAUCGUGAUUUACAAGAUGUCAAUAUUAGAGAGAUAAAUUUGGAUGGGUGUCAGCUUUACUUGAAAAAUAGGUGUGAAAUUGUGCGAAGAAUGAUACCUCGUAAUCCAUUUAAAGACUACAUUAUCAAUCAGACCUGUUUGGUAAUGAAGACAGAAGACGAACAGAAUGUUCUUGUGGUGUAUGUGCCACAUAUACACACGGCAGAGGAAAUACCUUACUACCUACCCCCAGUCUAUGCUGUUGGAAUUUUGUACCACAAUCACAAGGUGUCACUUCACUAUCUACCUUUCGAGUUGGAUAAUUGGCGCGAGGAAAAGAAUAAACUAAAAAAUAUGAACUUGUCGGAGAGACCAAUUAGGAUUGCAUUAAGGUUACUACAAACAUCCACCAAGCACUCAAGUGGUGUGAAACUUGGAUACGAAAAGCGAGUCAAUCACGAUUUAGUCGUAUCAAAGGUAGAUUUUCAAAACAGAUACAUCACUCUUAAAUCGAAGUAUUCAUCAGAUUUGGUCAAUUCAUGGUGUGAAUCCACCGAUCCAAAGAAGCACGUAUUUGAGGAUCUUGCAAUAGCUGCCUUCUUGAUAGAGUAUUGGAAAUUGAAGAAAUUUAACAAGGAUGAGUUUGAAUUCCGUGAUUUGGGUUGUGGUAACGGACUUCUUGUGUAUAUAUUAAUGAUGGAGGGGUACAGGGGAGAAGGAAUAGACGCACGAGCAAGAAAGUCGUGGAAAAUGUAUCCUCCGGAAGUACAAGAAAAGUUGGUGGAGAAAAUCAUCGUCCCUAGUAUCUUAUUAAAACCUCAUCCUUCAUUGGCAAAAAUAGCGCCACAUAUAAAAGACAACGGUAGACAAUUUGCUGAACCAAAGAACAACCAAGUCAAUUAUCAUACAGCGGAAAGCUUACUCAACUCACCCAACGUCUGUACCACUGAAGACUUUUCAAAAAAUACAUUUCUAAUAGGAAACCAUUCGGAUGAGUUGACGUGUUGGAUUCCAUUGUUAGAGUUUCCAUUCAUGGUGAUACCUUGUUGCUCACACGCUUUAAAUGGUAAUAAAAUGAGGUUUCCCCCAAGAAAGGUAAAAACCGCUUUGCCUAACCAGGCUCUGACAUCUACAUAUGGCUCUUUGGUAGACCACGUGGAGGACAUUGCCAUAUUGAAUGGAUGGCAGAUUGAAAAGGAAAUGCUUCGUAUCCCCAGUACAAGGAAUGCGGCCGUGAUGAGUUGUGAAAAAGUGAAACCAUUUCAAGGAGAGCCUCAGGAAAUUUCACAGUUGAGGGUUUUAGAUAUAAUUGCUAUGGAAGGCGGUGCAGAAGGAUGGGUUGAGAACUCAUUAAAUUUGAUGAAAAAAGCGCCUAGGAGUCAUUAA
Messenger RNA from Lodderomyces orthopsilosis Co 90-125, 1731 nucleotides. RefSeq names its product tRNA (uracil) methyltransferase. The transcript has a single exon. NCBI's taxonomy places the organism in Eukaryota, Fungi, Ascomycota, Pichiomycetes, Serinales, Debaryomycetaceae. Bases 1 to 1731 code for a protein of 576 amino acids. Gene Ontology annotation, molecular function: tRNA (uridine) methyltransferase activity. Gene Ontology annotation, biological process: tRNA methylation. The record is from RefSeq and is a predicted model, not a curated record.